Perognathus longimembris pacificus (Pacific pocket mouse) is the source of this 3393-nucleotide messenger RNA. RefSeq names its product homeobox D11 (gene Hoxd11). Gene Ontology annotation, cellular component: nucleus. Gene Ontology annotation, molecular function: RNA polymerase II cis-regulatory region sequence-specific DNA binding; DNA-binding transcription factor activity, RNA polymerase II-specific. The transcript is spliced from 2 exons. NCBI's taxonomy places the organism in Eukaryota, Metazoa, Chordata, Mammalia, Rodentia, Heteromyidae. The coding region runs from base 392 to 1411 and encodes 339 amino acids. Gene Ontology annotation, biological process: anatomical structure development; regulation of transcription by RNA polymerase II. The record is from RefSeq and is a predicted model, not a curated record.
GGCGGCCCAGUCGGGCGGUGGCAGAUGCGCCCAGCGGUGGCAGCCGCCGGCGGCGCGCAGGUGACCGGCCUGAGGCGCAGCCUGGCCAGGGGGCGCCCAGGGAGAGCUGGCGGGAAAGGAGAGGCCGAUCCGCCCCCAGCGUGCGCGCGUCUCGGCGCCAGGAGCCGUCCCGGGGUGUGUUGGCGAGCACUGAUAUAGAUAUAAGGACAUUUCUCUCCAUGGCGUCACGUGACAUAAUUACCACCAGAAUCAAUCAAGAUGAAUUGCACGUCAGCGCCCGGUGGGGAUUUUUGCUUAGUUGAUCCUGGCCCAAGCCUCUUGUGCAAUCGAUGGCUCAGGUUGGCGGCGCGGGGAGCGGCCCGGGGCUUGCCGGCGUGCACGCCGCGGAGCCAUGAACGACUUUGACGAGUGCGGCCCGAGCGCAGCCAGCAUGUACCUGCCCGGCUGCGCCUACUAUGUGGCCCCGUCGGACUUCGCUAGCAAGCCGUCAUUCCUCUCGCAACCGUCCUCCUGCCAGAUGACUUUUCCCUACUCCUCCAACCUGGCGCCGCACGUCCAGCCAGUGCGGGAAGUGGCCUUUCGCGACUACGGCCUGGAGCGCGCCAAGUGGCCGUACCGCGGCGGCGGCGGCGGCGGCGGCGCGGGGGGCGGCGGCGGCGGGGGCGGCCCUGGUGGGGGCGGCGGCGGCGCCGGGGGCUACGCUCCCUACUACGCGGCGGCCGCGGCGGCGGCGGCCGCGGCGGCGGCGGCCGAAGAAGCGGCCAUGCAGCGAGAGCUGCUCCCGCCCGCCGGCCGGCGGCCAGACGUGCUAUUCAAGGCGCCGGAGCCGGUGUGCGCCGCGCCGGGGCCGCCGCACGGCCCCGCGGGCGCCGCCUCCAACUUCUACAGCGCCGUGGGCCGCAAUGGCAUCCUGCCUCAGGGCUUCGAUCAGUUCUACGAGGCGGCGCCCGGGCCCCCGUUCGCCGGGCCGCAACCCCCGCCGCCGCCGCCCGCGCCACCGCAGCCCGAAGGCGCUGCUGACAAGGGCGACCCCAAGUCCGGGGCUGCUGCUGGCGGAGGGAGUCCCUGCGCCAAGGCGACUCCUGGUUCGGAGCCCAAGGGGGCAGCGGAAGGUGGCGGUGGCGAAGGCGAGGGUCCCCCGGGGGAGGCGGGGACCGAGAAGAGCAGCGGCACAGUGGCCCCCCAGAGGUCCAGGAAAAAACGUUGCCCCUACACCAAGUACCAGAUCCGCGAACUGGAACGUGAGUUUUUCUUUAACGUAUACAUAAACAAAGAGAAAAGACUUCAACUCUCUCGGAUGCUCAACCUCACUGAUCGGCAAGUCAAAAUCUGGUUCCAGAAUCGCAGGAUGAAAGAAAAGAAACUGAACAGAGACCGUCUUCAGUAUUUCACUGGAAACCCCUUAUUUUGAGAGCUUCAGGAAGCACCCCCUCCCCGAGCCCUAUCCACCCACCCUCCUUUCCGAAACCAGCCUGCCCUCCGCAGGCCCACUGUCCUUGGGUUUAAUGACGCCUCUUCUCUGUGGAACUUCUCGAUUCCUUUCCACGGUCAUCUCCGGACCUCCCAGCGACCACCACCGCAGCCUGAGGACGAGGCCGGGGACUUGGCCGAGCGGAUCCUAAUAAGGGGAAAAUGGUAAAUGCAAAUGUCCCUUUCCAAUUUUACCGCCAAUGUGCUGCUGUUCCUCCUUCCCCAGUCCUCCUGGGGAUGCGGUGGGAUCUGUAGGGUAGGCCAUAGGGACUAAAAGGCGCUGGUGUUUGGUCUGAGUUUAAGCGAUCACUUUUUCCCCAUCCUCUGAACGCAGAUUAUUUAAGCUCUGAGAAAUGUACCUUUGGUCUGUCAUAUCAAGGCAUGAGUCACUGUCUUUUUGUGUGUGAAUAAAUGGUUUCUAGUAAAUUGGAGGUUAUAGCUUCAAUCCACUGCAUGAAUUAUCCCAUGAAGAAGUUUAGUGUCGGAUUAGGAUAUCUUAGUGGCCAGAAUUCAGUGAUAAACCAGUGGAAUGCUUUUAAAUUUUACUAUAAUAGGUGUUUUUCUUUGCACCCCCUCUAGACUACACUGCUAAAACACACACACACACACACACGAUAUAUUUCUGCAUUGAUUGUGUGAUCCAGCCAGACUAGUGCUUAUUUCUUCAGGCAACGAGGCUGGAACAGCAGAAACUUGAGAAGCAAAUCCCCACAACUACCCCAGUCUACUAAAUUUGAAAUUUCUGGAAAGACAAAAUAAUUGUUGAAAUCUAGUUAGACAAUCCAAAUUAUCUCAAAGAAAUAAUGGCAAGCCAAGGUUCAUUAAGAGAAACCAAAAUCAAAGCCUUCCAGGGGGGAUAGUUUGCUAAAAUGAAGUUAGUGGAUGAAGAGGACUUGAGGUCCUUGCUAGUGUCAUAGGGGGUCUGGAGAAGAGAAUGUAAGCACAGCCCCCCCCCCCACUGGACUAAGGCCAGGGGCUGCAGACCCACUUCUCACCACAUUUACCCCUUUAAGUUAAAGAAUGUGGUGAGGGUCGCACUGCACUUUAUGUUGCAGAGCCAGGCCAGGCUGUUUACAAAACCUUGAACUGUCUAGACAACACCAUAAAAGCCAAAGUUCUAAACAGCUUAAUUGGGUUAUAUUAUACACCUUCUGGUGGGCCCAAAAGAGAUUUCCGCAAUGUGCAAUAAACUGGAGAAGUGAGAAAAGCUUCUCUUUCUCUGGAAAGGAUGGAGUGAAUCUUAUGACUCUUAACUUUUCAUAAGUCCAAAGUAAAAAUAUAAAUCUAUUAGAGGCACAGCAUCGCAAGCAUCUUUGAGAAAGUAUGCAUUUUGAACUGCAAACAUUUUUAAUUACUAAGACUUUUUGAGGGAAGGAAAAACAUAAGUGCAUAAGUGUAUGCCUUUGAACUUCCAAAAUGUCAAGGUCAUCACCUUUAACCUCUCUGAAUAAUUAGGCGCCUUAAGGUUCUUCUGUGAUUUUCAACAGCCACCCACUCUCAUAAUACAUGCUCACACAUCCAGACUCAUAGGAACAUUUAUGACCACACAGAAUCAUAUUGGGGGCUCACCAUAAAUCUAAGAAAAUUCCUAAUUUCAGGAUCAAUAACCUUAAUUUCCCUACAAACAUUUGAGUAGUUCAAUAGCAAUUACUUUUAAAAAGAAUAAUGGUUAAAUUAAAAUGCCUCUUAGCUUUUGCUACAACUAAGAUGUGCUGUAUAUUUGGGCGAGAUCUUAGGAAAUGGUCCCCUUUGCUGUCAUUUAAAAAUAUAGUUUUAAAAAUAAGGUGUUUGAAGGAGUACGUUUUGUUCAGACAUACACCUUUAUGAUAUUUAAAAGCAAUUUACCACCCAGCCAAAUAAAUUAUGGCACUCUGUAAGAUAUGCAACAAAAUAAAAUAUAUUUAUUUUUUAAAAGCUUCCCUC